Molecule: messenger RNA, 2017 nt
Organism: Strongylocentrotus purpuratus (purple sea urchin)
Lineage: Eukaryota; Metazoa; Echinodermata; Echinoidea; Camarodonta; Strongylocentrotidae
Product: sodium-coupled monocarboxylate transporter 2-like
Exons: 13
Coding region: 395-2017 (540 amino acids)
Biological process (GO): transmembrane transport; sodium ion transport
Cellular component (GO): membrane
Molecular function (GO): symporter activity
Source: RefSeq, a predicted model, not a curated record
ACCAAAGGCAGAAUACUGGAAAUAUAAUCUGACCUCUGUGUUUCCGGAUGAACGUCUAUGCUCUGACUAAUUUCCAAACUCAUCCUGUUAGUUGGUGAAAAAAUUAGAUCCUUCAGUGAACAUCCUGUUAAUGGUAAAUUCAGGUAGUACCUGCUCUUGAUCGACAAAACAUACUCCAUGAACUCACUGCCUUCAAUAUUAAAAAAAUUAGUCACAAUAUAUUUACGGGGCUACGGACAUUUUGCAAAGUUGUCUAUGCAACGUCACACCGAGACACGAGCAUCUCCCUUCCCCUCUCGGGAAAUUACACAGUUUAAUCGUUACUUAUCAGUUUGGUUUGCUUUGGGGACAUCAUCUGCUUUUAUAAAGUAGCACGGAAUACGUCUGGUAUAACAUGGCGGACGCCGAGUUUUACGACGUCGGACUGUUCCAGGCCUGGGACUAUGUCGUCCUAGCGGCGAUGCUUAGCGUGUCAGCCGGCAUCGGGGUCUUCUACGCCUUUACCGGCGGCCGGCAGUCAACCACACGUGAGUUUCUGCUCGCGAAUCGUAACAUGAACCCCAUGCCCGUUGCGAUGUCGCUGGUGGCCAGUUUUAUCUCUGCGAUCACCGUACUGGGGACGCCAGCCGAAAUGUACCUGAAUGGACCCAUGUACUGGUUGUACGGAAUAGCCUUCAUAUUCACCGGAUUCCUGACGUCCCUCUUCCUACCAACGUUUUAUCGUUUGGGUGUGACGAGCGCUAAUGAGUACCUCGAGAAACGAUUUAACAAGCCAACAAGAUUACUGGGGACAAUACUGUAUCUUCUGCAAAUGAUUUUAUACCUCGGUAUUGUCAUCUACGCUCCGGCACUUGCCUUAAACCAAGUCAGCGGUCUAGACCUUUGGGGGUCCGUUUUAGCGAUUGGUAUUGUCUGCACAUUCUAUACGACCAUUGGUGGUAUGAAAGCAGUAUUGUGGACUGAUACAUUCCAAGUGACCGUCAUGAUGGCUGGCUUCUUGGCUGUCAUCAUAGCAGGGUCAAUGAACGUUGACGGCUUCAACGAAGCUUGGCGGAUCGCCGGAGAGGGCGGGCGACUUGAUAUUUUGGACUUCAACCCGGACCCGACUGUACGCCAUACUUUCUGGACAGUCGUCGUAGGCGGAACAUUCUUCUGGAGCACUCUCUACGCUGUCAACCAGGCACAGGUCCAGAGAUACCUCACAUGUCGGUCCGAAAAGACUGCUUUACUGUCCCUGUUCAUGGCUAUAAUUGGUAUGAUAAUCGUUGUAUCAGCAGCAUGUAUAUCGGGUAUCGUCAUGUAUGCUAACUUCGCCGUCUGUGACCCGCUAACCAUGGGCUAUGUCUCCAAAUCAGACCAGCUCAUGCCAUAUUUUGUGAUGUACCUGUUCGGCAAGAUGCCCGGGCUACCCGGCCUAUUUACCUCGGCCAUAUUCAGUGCUGCUCUCAGUACCGUGUCCUCUGGGGUUAACUCUCUGGCUGCUGUUGUGGGCGAGGACAUCGUGAAAUCGAUUUGGCCUGACAUGAAAGAAAAGACCUACACAUGGACCACAAAGGGUCUUGCCCUCUUCUUCGGGAUACUAAGCAUCGCGAUGGCAUUUGUUUCUUCGCAACUCGGUAGUGUUCUUGGGGCAGCCUUCAGUGUUUUUGGAAUGAUUGGGGGCCCACUUCUGGGACUUUACACUUCUGGAAUGUUCUUUCCAUGGAUCAACUCUAAGGGGGCGUUCGUUGGCACUCUGCUCGGCUUGACUUGGUCUCUCUGGGUGGGCAUAGGGGCACAGAUCUACCCUCCCUCUUCCGAGAAGCCACCGCUGAGCAUAGCUGGAUGCAACAUUACACUGGAAACCAUGACAACGCUGUCUGACACCAUGAUGACGUCUUCAACCAUGGAGCCACCAAUGGGGAGACCAGCCAUUGCCAGUCUAUAUAGCUUGUCAUACGCCUGGUACAGCGCUGCAGCAAUGCUUAUGACGAUCUUUUGGGCCCUCAUUGGAAGCUUCUUGACGGGUAAUGACUAA